GAAAAAGGAAUAGAAAGAAAGAAAUCCCUUAACAGAUAGUAAGCAGAAGAAAACCAAUUGAAGGACUCUUGAAUGAAAUCCACAGCAAUUGCUUUGAGGAAAGAGGGUUAACAAGCGGUGGUGCCACCUACGCGGAGGGCGUGGCGCUAGUUCCAAGGGUGAUUUAGUGUCGCGAGGGCCUCCAGAGGCGCAUCAUCGCAUGGAACGCAACCCCCCGGAGUGCACAGUUUCGCGCCCUUGGAUCAGGGUGGCUAAGAGCGAGAGGGACGCGCGCUUGAGCGAUCGAGCGAGCGCGAGGGGAUCGAAAGCGGGCAGGUGGGCAAAUUGAAGAAGGGGCAGCGAAGAAGGGGUGAGAAAAGCUCUGCUUAGGGGGUGACCAACGAGAGAGCAAGGCUGGCGUACUCCGCGCAUACAUCAACGAGCGAAGAUUUCGCGCGGAGAUGAGCGUACGAGUGGUCGCCGUCCUGUAUGCCUCGUUCUCCCUCCGAUGACGUCGUGUCCUUGCCGGACAAGGAUUCCAUACGAAGAGCAGGAGAAUGUCAUCGCCACCAUCACCAUCGGCAGGACGAAGGACACAUCGCCAUCGAGGAUCGUUUUCCAUCGCUCCUGGCGGCAGUGACCAUGGCGCCAGUCCUGUCGUGUAAACAGUGUUCUAGCGGAGGAUACGAUCCGUUUUCCAGAUUAAUGAUGCUGUCGUUGUGCCCUUGCUGACGAGCGGACGGAACAUCUGGCAUCUACAAUAAGGCCGCGAAGAAAGCAAAGAAACGUUUCGUUAAAACAAAUUACAGCAAACUCACGAUUAUUAUUGUGACUCUAUUUGUGGUGAGACCUUUCCUUGCGUGGCAAGCUUACCGAGGUCAAAAAGUAAUUGGUUGCGAUGGUGUCGUGCGCAAUGAUGCUCGUUCGCGUCGCGGAUUUCGACGAGGACAGAGGAAGCCCAGCGUCUUCGUGCUCGCUGCUGUCGUCACAUACUCACAGUAGACUGAGGUGUAUCAUCCUACACUUCAAAAGACAUAUCGCUUAUCCACCAUAAGAGGUCGAUGGUGAUGGCACGUGUCACGCGCCCUCGACAAAAAAUGGCGAAUACGACUGAUUCACCCGCGACGACCGGCGGCAGCCUCCUCUCGUCCUCGACGACGACGCCGUUUACCAACUCAUCGACGUCGGCGGCGACCUAUUCGAGUGAGGGUUAUACCCUCAACUAUAGCGGUCUGCCCAGUCUAGGCGGCUAUUCGCUGGAUGAUCUUAACUACACGUGGCUUCAAGACGUCUUGAAUAAUACGUCCACCGAGGUCAACAAUGUCACUGAGAGGCUGAAUGCGACAGUAUUAAUACCGGGUGGUUACUGUGACGAAUGGGAGGCUGCUCAGCACAAGCUCUUCCAGGCAGCGAAUUUAUUUUUUGCGGCUGCGUUUCUGGUGCCGCGCUCGUUUAAAGCUUCCGUCUUAGCUCUUCGCACGUUUCUCACGGCGGGCUUUAUGUUGGCGGCUCUCUGGGCCGGAAUCACUAUAUGCGCCUUGGACGCUAUGUUGUGGUGCUUGGCCCUCGGUCUGCUGAAUGGUAUUCACUCAUUGAUACUCGCCUGUCGAUUCCUGCCCCCGGCUCUCAGUCCCGAAUUAGCCGAGCUCUAUCUUAAGCUCUUCAAGCCCUACAAAGUCAGCAAGAAACACUUCCAGGAGUUGGCGAAAGAGGCGAGAAUACUUAAGCUGGAUUCCGAUCAGACGUACGCAACGGAAGGAAUUACGCCGGCAGAUAAAAGGCUGUCCAUUCUUUUACGUGGAAAACUGAAGGUAACUUGCGAUGGAACACACUUGCAUUAUAUCAGAGCUUAUCAAUUCGUCGACUCACCCGAAUGGGAGGCCAUGCACGAAAACGACGCCGAUGUCUUCCAGGUGACAAUACGAGCCGAGGAGCCUAGCACUUACAUCUGUUGGACGAGAAUGAAGUUGCUCAGGGUGCUCCGGCACAGGCCGCUGCUCAAGGUCGUUCUCAACACCCUCAUCGGUAAGGACAUUACGUCCAAGUUGUACGCCCUUAACGAGCAGCUCGCUGGUGUCGCGACCGCCAGUGAGAACGCCACGACGAAUCCUUACAGGGGAGUCUCGAGAAGCGUCAGCGUCGACGCCGUUAACACGGAAACCGCCGGAAAGAUUCGAUCGACGACCUGGAAGGCGCAGAGGCGGUACAGCAACCCGCGUAAUGAUAGAUAUUCCCCAGCUCGGAAUUCGCAUCAAUAUUGGACGCCGGUGGUUGCCAACCACUUUCCGCCGACUUCGCCGUUUAUUCAGAGCCAAAAUCUCGGCUACUCGUUACUGCCGCAGGGUAUCCAAUUUUCGCCACCUCCGCGAGCACCCGCCCUGUCUCACCCCCCUGUGGCGCGGCAACGAAGCGGGGGUGCUAGCGGCGAUUACACCCUGCUACCUCAGACACCGAAGCUCGAGAGGAAACGAUCGAAAAAAGGGACUAGAGAGGUGACCUUCGAGACACCGGUAUGACGCUCACUUGACGGGGAAGGUCCUGCCAGCGUGCCUCUGCUUUCACUGUCGCCGCAGCGCUCUACCUAGCCCCGUCGUGGUCUCAUUGUCACCCUAAAACACAUCGCAAAACUCACUCUUUGAACUUCCGGUCAACGAAUGGCCUAUCUCCUCGAAUGGGAAGGGAGAAUGCGACGAUCACGAUACGAGUAUGCUUUAAGAUAUCAUGGAAGCCUUCUUGGUACCGCGUAAUUGCAAGAGAGAAAAAAAACGUGGAAGAAAACGAAGUUGUUGCGGGUGCAGUUUUGAGGUGUGCCAUUGAUUUUCAUAUCCUGCAAGUGCCACGCCUUACAUAGACACGCAUGCACGUGUGAAAUCGAAACCGCGAUGAUGGUCGUGAAGACAAUUCCGAUGUCCCUACGAGAUCGGGACGUUCGUCGGAAUUUUGAGAUGGACCGAAAGGUGACGUGAAUCGUUCGUGAAUUAACGUGGAGAGAGAUAGAAUAAACGAUGAAAAUCGUAAAACGAAAGACUAAAUAUAGAAUAUAAUGUAUCGAUGAGCAUCGUCUCUAUGUACACACACCUUUACAUCGACUGUGAUUACAACGGAUAUAAUUAUUAAGUCUUUCAGAGAAACGCUGAUUAUAUACACAUACAAAAAGAGACACGUGCGUUAAUUAGCUGCCGCGGUAAUCACACACGCAUGAUCAAUCUUAACGCUUGCGUGAAUUCAGGUGUCCUCCGUUAAAAACCGGUGCGACGAUUUUCGGUUUAGGGUAAUCCUGCAUUUACAAGAUUUUUAAUUUUACAUAAAUUUUUAUUUGUUUUAUACGUUUUCGGCGGAUUUCUGUUUUCGAUGCUUCCGUGAAGCCUUUAAUUUUUUUAUACAAACGUUUCCUGUCCGUAAAUUGUCGAAUUUUUAUAUAUCUUUACAUUAUUACAUAUGUGCUCUUUAAAAAAAAAUUAUAUUAUAUUAACGAAAGACAUCUGAAUAGCACAAAUUGGAAUCGUUGUAUAAAAUUAGUGCAUAAAAUGCGCAUUCACGAUAAAUGUGAUAUACUGAGAAAACACGCAGCAGAUUUUAUUCGGCGAACGGAAAGAAAUUCCAUUUGCACUUCCUUAAUCAAAUAUAAAACGCGUUAAAUAAAUAAACAGAAAAAAAAACUGGAAAAGUGAAAUGGAAAAACAUGUCGAAUAACCCAAGAGUAAAACAAUAAGUGCUUCGUUAAAAAAAAGCCUGCAAUAAAGUGCUUCGAAAAAAGUAGUUGAUGGCGAGAUACAAAUUAUAAAACAAAGUUUAAUUAUUCACGCAGAUUAAACGGGAAAAAAUAUACGUCGUGCAUAACGUAGAAGAAAAAAAACAUGUGUGUUUGUAUGUUUCUAUGUUUAUAUAAUCGCCGCGUGUGAGAGCGAGGCUGUAGAAGAUCAAUAAAGACGCACAAACGAUUAAACAAAACACGUAAAGGAAAUAAAAUUAAUUAAAACGGCUGUGUAGAGUCGAGUGUAAAUGUUAAAAAAUGCAAAAAUGGCUGUAGAGUAUUGUAACGUUACGAAGGAAUGUGUGCAGAGUAUGCUCUAAGAGGCGCACGUCGGAAAGGAUCGCCGUUGUUCAAGUAGAAAUUAUUUUCGUCAAAUCAGACGAGAUAUCAUUGUAAUAUUCCAUCGUUAUGUAGUUGCUUUUGUAACAACUGGACGUAUAAAUAUAUAUAUAAUAAA
This is a messenger RNA of Camponotus floridanus (Florida carpenter ant), 4190 nucleotides long. RefSeq names its product blood vessel epicardial substance. The coding region runs from base 1041 to 2495 and encodes 484 amino acids. NCBI's taxonomy places the organism in Eukaryota, Metazoa, Arthropoda, Insecta, Hymenoptera, Formicidae. Gene Ontology annotation, molecular function: cAMP binding. The record is from RefSeq and is a predicted model, not a curated record. Gene Ontology annotation, cellular component: sarcolemma. The transcript has 7 exons.